CAUGAUGCAAAGCACAAUGUUUGUGAUCUGCCUCACCUUUGUGAUUCUAUGUCAAAGAGGAGCCUACGGAGAAUCCGAUACCCGAUUUGUUAUAUUUGGGGUGGCGAGUGAUCGCAAUGACGGCUUCGAUCGAUUUGUAGAAUCUGCAGUACUAUUUGAUCUCAAUGUAACGAUUUUGGGCAUGGGUCAGCAAUGGAAAGGUCUCGGGCAGAAAGUCCACUUGCUAAUUCCUGCCCUAGAGCCCUACAAGGAUGACAAUAACGUUAUCGUUAUGUACACGGACAGUUACGACGUGGUGUUCUUGGCUGGGCAGGAUGCCAUUUUAUCAAAGUUUAGCGACUUCAAGUCAAACCUUGUCUUUUCAGCAGAGGAAACGUGCUGGCCCGAAGAUAUGGCCGAAAAACAUCCUAGAACGACGUUCGGAAAGCGUUAUCUCAAUUCAGGAGGUUUUAUUGGUUACGCGCCUGCUGUUUAUGAGGCGCUAACGUUCGAACCAAUAUCUUACCGAGACAACGAUCAGGAAUUAUUUCAGAAAGUUUAUGUGAACGAAAAUUUUCGGAACAAGCACAAUAUGAAGUUGGACCAUCGAGCUUAUAUUUUUAUGAACCUAAAGGAUUCAGAAGAUGAGGUAAAGGUGAUGUACGACAAGAAUCGUUCCUGGAUCAGAAACGUUGUCUACGACACCGAACCCGUUUUGAUUCACGGCCCUGGUAUUGGACGGAGAAAACUUUUGACGCUGGGAAACUACGUUCCAAAUCGCUGGACUUCAGAAAGUGGCUGUACAUACUGUGACACUCACAUGUUUAGCUUACAACAUACAGAAGAAUCUGAAUUUCCUGACGUGUUGAUGGCCGUUUUUAGUAUCCGACCCACUCCGUUCUUUGGACGCUUUCUGGAAAAAGUUGCUGAACUAAACUAUCCAAAGAACAGAAUAAGUUUGAGGCUCUACGUCGUGAAUGAAUAUCACGACGCCGAAGCGACGAAUUGGGUGACCGGUGUUCACCAAUUAGGCUACCACAACGUUACACUAAUUUCUUCCAACAGCAAUUGGACGGAACGGGAAUGUCGUAACGAUGCACUACAGUCUUGUGUGACGACUAACUGUAGCUACUAUUUUGUUAUUGGCUCGAGUGUCAUGCUUUUGAAUCGGGAUACAUUACGAUUGCUGAUUGAGCAGAACAGAACGAUUCUGGCGCCUGUGAUUUCUCAGCACAACAAGUAUUUCUCAAAUUUUUGGGGGGAUGUGUCAAACUAUGGAUUUUAUAAACGAUCAGAUGAUUACAUUGAUAUUGUAACCCGCAACGUGACUGGUGUGUGGAACGUUCCUCACAUUCAAUCUGUCUAUUUGGUCAAAGGAUCAGCAAUUUCACGAUUUAGUCUUUCCUACAAUGGCUUUACAUUUAAUCCAAAUUACGACCCUGAAAUGGCUUUUGCUAGACGUUGCAUGUUUUUGACGGUGUUCAUGCACGUAACGAACAGACACUAUUUUGGUCGCCUUGUCGACUACAGUUCGUAUACUACAAACCAUCUUCAUAACGACAUGUACGACGUGAUACGAAACGAGUUGGAUUGGAGAGAAGAAUACAUUCAUCCUGAUUACUGGAAAACGUUCAAAACUAUCCUAUCUGUCCCAAUGCCGUGUCCGGAUGUCUACGUCUUUCCACUGAUUUCAAAAAAGUUUGCUAAAGAAUUGAUCGAAGAAAUAGAGAAUUAUGGGCAAUGGUCGGUAGUGGGGAGAGCUAAGAACGACUUGGGUGACGAUAGCCAUGUUGAACCACAUACCGUAGAUCUUCGACAGAUUGGUUUUGACGAUCACUGGAAGCAAAUUUUCAAAAAUUAUGUUCAGCCCGUUCACCAGCAUUUGUUUUCCAAUUAUCAAGCUGAGCUAUUUCUCGGUUCUGUUUUGAAGUUUACUGAAGGAAAACUCUCGUGGUUACUUCCGGAGAAAAAGUCCUAUUUCAGCUCAACCGUCUUUUUGUCUACUGUUGACGUAGAUUAUCAGGGCGAUGGAUGUCGCUUCAUGCGUCACGAUUGCAAAACUAAGGACCCGUCUGUUGGACACGUCAUGCUGCAUCCGGGAAUAACGACGCAUCGGUACGAACGGCUAAAUAUACAGCAAGGCACAUCGUACUUGGCUGUCUCGUUCAUUAAUUGAAUCGUGAUCCAGCUAUAGUUUGCGGAAAAGUAACAGCAUUGUGAAACUUAGUAUCUGUUAUUGUAGGCAUGUGUAGCUACUAGACUCUAUAGCAGUAGACAACAGUUUCAAUGUGUAUAGACGUUGCUCGCUGUUGAUUGGUAUGCAUCACUAGGUGCGGUGCGUAUAGAUUGAGAACAAAGUCGUCUGCCUCAGAAGGCAAUUUCAUAGUGUGACGGUAAUCGUAGUGAGAACAAGUGCAAA
Corticium candelabrum is the source of this 2398-nucleotide messenger RNA. RefSeq names its product multifunctional procollagen lysine hydroxylase and glycosyltransferase LH3-like. The record is from RefSeq and is a predicted model, not a curated record. Bases 2 to 2155 code for a protein of 717 amino acids. Lineage: Eukaryota; Metazoa; Porifera; Homoscleromorpha; Homosclerophorida; Plakinidae. Gene Ontology annotation, molecular function: procollagen-lysine 5-dioxygenase activity. The transcript is spliced from 21 exons. Gene Ontology annotation, biological process: peptidyl-lysine hydroxylation. Gene Ontology annotation, cellular component: endoplasmic reticulum.